Molecule: messenger RNA, 1707 nt
Organism: Ostrinia furnacalis (Asian corn borer)
Lineage: Eukaryota; Metazoa; Arthropoda; Insecta; Lepidoptera; Crambidae
Exons: 6
Coding region: 205-1035 (276 amino acids)
Source: RefSeq, a predicted model, not a curated record
AAUUCUGCGGGACUAUUUUGAUGCCGCCACAAACGGCACAUUUUACAUAGAGUACGCGAUUAUUAAUCGACCUAAUUUAUAUAAUAUUUUUAUUGCUAUAAACUAGGAUCUACCUACUUAGUAUCAGUGCAGUGAUAAUGAGGAUAGUUUGAACAAGUACGUGAACUUUCUUACCAGUGUGUUGUGUUAGUGGUGCUAAUUAAAAUGCGGGUCACAAUACUCCCAUUCGUUAUGUUUUUUAUGUGGAUGCAAGGUGAUGUAGAUAGUGUGCGUAUCGUAGAGCUUCGCGUAGGCGCGCACUUAGCAGAAGGUGGUGACGCGCUGCUAGGCUGUGUCUUCGACUUGGGACCCGUCGCGCUGUACUCACUCAAAUGGUCCAAGGACGGCAAGGAGUUCUACCGGUACAUGCCUCAGGCAGUCCCGCAGAUGAGGUCGUUCUUCGUGCCGGGAGUUGUGGUUGAUCUGAACCGCUCCUCCUUGAACACGGUCGCGCUGAAGCACUUGACGCGCAACUCGUCCGGGGUGUACCAGUGCAGCGUGUACGGAGAGGCCCCGGACUUCCCCACCGCUUCCCGGGACAAGCGCGUCACUGUCGACCUCUUGCCGAAAACUGGUCCCAAAGUAGACGGUCUGAAAACAGAAUACCACAGUGGAAGCUACGUGGAUGUCAACUGUACUACCACGCCAUCGCGGCCCGAGGCCCAAUUCAAGUGGUUCAUCAAUGGCAGACCAGCUCCUAGCAGCUACUUGCUUGGACCCUACCUGGUGUUACCGACGAAUAUGCCGCAUACUUACCAAGCGAAGUUAAGACUCAAAUUUCAGGCACUGGAGAGCCACUUUGAGCAAGGAGCUAUGACAUUAAAGUGCCAAGCAACAAUACCGCCGCUGUAUCUUCAGGAGACGCAUUACACUUUUUACGACCCAAACCUCAGAAAAAAUACCACCAGAGCACAAAAGAAUAGAGGUGAGAUUGCUUCAACUACAAUUUUACUCCAGUGGUUUCUCCAUUUAUUGCUAGUGAUAAUGAAUAUUUAGUUUAAAAUAAGUAAAGACCUACUAGGAAUUAUGGUGCCACAGUGUUUCAUAUGAUAUUUAAGAUUAUGCUUAUACUCGUAUAUUAUUUAUCAAAAUAUCAUAUUCACUUCGUUGUUUAUAACGUGAAAUAACGUAGACGCUGAGGCCUAUUCCAGUUAAUUCUAUUUACUUGAUACAGCUUAUGGAUUUUAUUGAUGAAGACGAUAUUUUUUUUUAAAAACGUUCUGCAUUCAUAAACAUGUUAUUGUUACAUUUAACGUAUAUGCAUUUUCGUGUUACGCUUUUUGUUGUUAUUAAAUAAGAUUGCAAAGACAAUGUAGUCCCCACCGGAUUUAAGAAGGUCCUCAUAAUACCUACCUAGAGUACGAGUAUGAGUUAAAAUUGUUUUUUUACCGCCAGUAGGACUACCUACUAAGGUAAUAGUGUGGACUAAUGUUGAUGACUUUACGUACAAACUAGUCAAAAAUGCAUUUUAUUUGAGUAAAUAGGGCAUUUGUUAAAUAGAUAAAUAUAACUUAGAAAAUUGUAUACUGAAUAUGAACUGUGUUUAACGGAUUUAUUUUUAGAAGCAUUUAAUUUAUUAAGUAUUAUUAAACUGGUGAUAUUUUAUAAUUGUGUUUACGGAACCAAAAAUACUGUAGUAAAACAUUGUUAUUUUUUAUUAUUUAGCUC